AUGUCAUUUCGUUUUAAUCCAUUACUACAGAAAACAGAGUCUAUUAGACACCUUUGUAGCAUACUCAGUGAACCGAGGUGGCGAGCAUCCAAUACUAAUAUGCUAGUAAAGAUCAAUGUACUCUCAGACAGUAACCCUCCUGAAGUUGAAAUUUCAUAUGACAAUGGCCAUAUCCUUAUCCUGAAGACAGAAAAUUUAAGCCUUCGAGAGACAGUAGAAAUCAUUAUUGCACAUACGGGGAUCAUUAUGGCAGAAUAG
This is a messenger RNA of Schistosoma guineensis, 258 nucleotides long. The record is from the annotation of a GenBank genome assembly. Lineage: Eukaryota; Metazoa; Platyhelminthes; Trematoda; Strigeidida; Schistosomatidae.